Messenger RNA from Magnusiomyces paraingens, 1230 nucleotides. RefSeq lists its product as uncharacterized. The record is from RefSeq and is a predicted model, not a curated record. The coding region runs from base 1 to 1230 and encodes 409 amino acids. The transcript has a single exon. Lineage: Eukaryota; Fungi; Ascomycota; Dipodascomycetes; Dipodascales; Dipodascaceae. Gene Ontology annotation, cellular component: plasma membrane; Golgi apparatus; endoplasmic reticulum.
AUGGAUAGCGACAGCGAUAGCGACAGACCCGUUGAGGUCAAACAGAAGUCCCGAAAGCCUCCUAACACCGCGUUCCGACAGCAGCGUCUUAAAGCCUGGCAGCCUAUCCUCACUCCUAAGACAGUUCUGCCACUGUUUUUUUGUGUCACAAUAAUAUUUGCUCCUCUGGGAGGCGUCAUGUUAUGGGCUAGUAACCAAAUACAGGAGCUUAGGAUUGACUAUUCGUAUUGUGAGACUGAAGCAACAGACACGCUUUCAGAGAUCCCAAGUAAAUAUUAUAACUACCACUUUGACAACAAUGCUCAACCUAGCAACAAGCCCCAGUGGCGUAUCGUCGACCAGGCAGAUAACUAUACCGUUAAUACAUUUGGCAUCAAUAUUCCUGUCAGCAAGGUUUGCCAGUUGCAAUUCGAUAUUCCUACUAACAUGGGUCCCCCAGUUUAUAUGUUUUAUCGUUUGACCUCUUUUUAUCAAAACCAUAGACGCUACGUUCAGUCCUAUAAUGAAGAUCAAAUCAAUGGAAAGGCCGUGACUAACAGCUCUCUUAAAAGCAAAGACGACUGCAAGCCUCUAACGUUAAAUCCAGACGGUAUUGCUUACUACCCAUGCGGCCUUAUUGCCAAUUCUUUCUUUAACGAUACAUUUUCUUCUCUUGUCCUUCUUAACCCCUCUGCAGGCCAAUCUGAAGACUACUUUGAUAUGACUGAAAACGGUAUUGCUUGGGCUACUGAUAGAAAUCGUUUUAAAAAGACUCAAUACAAUGCCAGUUCUGUUGUUCCACCUCCAAAUUGGGCUAAUAUGUUCCCCAACGGAUACACAGAAGAUAACAUGCCAGAUAUUGAAAACUGGGAAUCGCUUCAAAAUUGGAUGCGCACAGCCGGCCUUCCUACUUUUUCUAAGCUUGCACGCAGAAAUGACGAUACCGUUUUGCUUCCCGGAACUUAUCAAGUGGAUAUCGGCACUAAUUUUCCCGUGACUAAAUACCGAGGCUCUAAGUCUCUUGUGCUUACUACCCGAAGUGUUCUUGGUGGACGCAACCCAUUUUUAGGUAUUGCAUACCUUGUCAUUGCCGGUAUUACUUUUGCACUUGGUAUGAUCUUCUUGGUUAAGCAUUUGAUUAAACCUAGAAAGCUUGGUGACCAUUCCUAUUUGACUUGGAAUAAUGAGCAGUCUGCCACUGGUACUUCUUCGGGUGUCGGAAGAGAUGCGGAUGGCCUGCGCAACCGUUAA